CCCUUCGAUCACCACGCAUGCCCGGGCCGCAGGCACGCAUGCGCAGCCAGCUCCUCUCGGCCCACCCUCGCCGCUAUGGAGCGCAUCGAGGGCGCGGCUGUGGGCCCCUGCCCCAGCUCCAUCUACCUGUGUCCGCUGCGCCUGCACUACCGCCAGAAUGGUGCCCAGAAGUCCUGGGACUUUAUGAAGACACAUGACAGUGUGGCCAUCCUCCUGUUCAACUCUUCAAGGAAGAGCCUCGUGUUGGUGAGGCAGUUUCGGCCAGCUGUGUAUGCAGGUGAGAUAGAGCGCUGCUUCCCGGGGUCCCUGGUGGCCUUAGCCCAAGAUGGCCCUCCGGAGCUGCUGCCAGCCCUGCCUGGCUCUGCAGGGGUGACAGUGGAACUGUGUAGUGGCCUCGUGGACCAGCCUGGCCUCUCGCUGGAGCAGGUGGCCUGCAAGGAGGCCUGGGAGGAGUGCGGCUACUGCCUGGCCCCCUCUGACCUGCGACGGGUGGCUACAUAUAGGUCUGGAGUGGGAUUGACAGGCUCCAGCCAGACCAUGUUCUACGCAGAGGUGACAGAUGCCCAGCAGAGUGGGCCAGGUGGGGGCCUGGCAGAGGAGGGUGAACUCAUCGAGGUUGUGCACCUGCCCCUGGAUGGUGCACAGGCCUUUGCGGAAGACCCUGACAUCCCCAAGACCCUCAGUGUUAUCUUUGGCAUCUCAUGGUUCCUCAGCCAGGUGGCACCCAGUCUGGGUCUGUAAUGAGUCUUAGGCUUCGGACUUCGAUCUGGACUGAGGCUGAUCCAGGCCUGGCCCUGCCCUAUAGACCAAUAAAGCUGAGUACUUA
Messenger RNA from Cavia porcellus (domestic guinea pig), 826 nucleotides. RefSeq names its product nudix hydrolase 14 (gene Nudt14). The record is from RefSeq and is a predicted model, not a curated record. The coding region runs from base 76 to 741 and encodes 221 amino acids. The transcript is spliced from 5 exons. Gene Ontology annotation, biological process: nucleoside phosphate metabolic process; ribose phosphate metabolic process. NCBI's taxonomy places the organism in Eukaryota, Metazoa, Chordata, Mammalia, Rodentia, Caviidae. Gene Ontology annotation, molecular function: UDP-sugar diphosphatase activity; metal ion binding.